This is a messenger RNA of Petromyzon marinus (sea lamprey), 2725 nucleotides long. Its product is annotated as parapinopsin-like. Lineage: Eukaryota; Metazoa; Chordata; Hyperoartia; Petromyzontiformes; Petromyzontidae. The record is from RefSeq and is a predicted model, not a curated record. Gene Ontology annotation, molecular function: G protein-coupled receptor activity. Gene Ontology annotation, cellular component: membrane. Gene Ontology annotation, biological process: G protein-coupled receptor signaling pathway; visual perception.
CACACAGAGACACACACAGAGCAGACAGAGAGAGAGAGACACACACACACAGACAGAGAGACACACACACAGCGACAGACAGACAGGUAGAUAUCGAGACGCGUGCACAGAGUAGCGCCGGCGAUGUCCACGCCGCCGUUCAACAUCUCGGACGAGGAGCGGCUCGCCGCCAAUGUAAGCGGCGUCGCGACUCCGACGGGCCACGACGUUCCGGCCGGGGUGAACUUCGUCGCUCUCUCAGCCCUCAUGGGCAUCACGUCGACUCUGUCCAUCGCGCUCAACGGGCUGGUCGUCGUCGUGACGCUCCGCUCCAGGCUCCUGCGGCGACCGCUCAACUACGCGCUGGUGAACUUGGCGUGCGCCGACCUGGGCAUCUCGCUCAGCGGCGGUGUCAUCACGACAGCGAGCAACGCGCGGGGAAGAUUUGACCUGGGGCCAGCGGCGUGCGUCGCCGAUGGCUUUCUGGUGGCGGUGUUCGGCAUGACGGCGCUCAUCACGGUUUGCGUGCUCGCCGUGGAGCGCUACGUGGUGGUCUGCAAGCCGCUCGGCGGCGUGCACUUCGGCACGCAGCACGGCCUAUGCGGAGUGGCCAUCUCGUGGACUUGGGCCCUCGCGUGGAGCGCGCCGCCUCUCUUCGGCUGGGGACGCUACCACUACGAGGGCGUGGGCACGUCCUGCGCGCCCGACUGGGCCGACAGCAGCCCGUCGGGACGCAGCUACAUGACCACGUACUUCAUCUUCUGCUUCGCGCUGCCCAUGAUCAUCAUAUUGUUCUGCUACACCAAGCUGAUGAUCGCCAUACACAAGGUCUCAAAGCUUGGCUUGAGUGCCAAUGACACAGCCGAGAGGAAGGUCGGAAUCAUGGUGGUCGUGAUGGUAUUUGCCUUCUUCCUCUGCUGGCUGCCUUACGCUGCACUGGCCAUUGCUGUUGUCAUCAAGCCGGACCUGAAGGUAUCCCCUGUCACCGCCUCUAUUCCGGUUUACUUGGCCAAGUCGAGUGGUGCUUACAACCCCAUCAUAUACAUCUUCAUGCACAGACAGUUCCGGGAGCACAUCUCACGCAUAUUUUGUGACCAUCGUAACCAAAGCAGCAGAAUAAAACCCGAAGAGAACACGAUGCAGAGGCUACAGCCCGCUUAAAGUCACCGGGAUCACUCGGAAUGGAUGAAGAAAUCUUUUAAGCCAAGGUUUAACGUUAACAACACACCCGCAUACACUGAGAUUCAGAUAUACACUGCUUGAUUUGAAGCUUUCGUGACUGCAGGAAUCCAUACCCUCUGGUUCUUUCAGUAAAGUCACGUAGAUAGAAUAAAAUAAAACAUUAUUCUAUUAUUGUUUUAUAUCGACGUGACUUUACCGAGUGAAUCAGAGUGUAUAUACACUGCUCUUUAUCAAUCCAUUGCCGGAUUAAUGCCUCCCCCCAAACUCACUCAGUCAUGACUCCUUGUGACCGCUGAUAUUCUCCCUUUGGUGUUUGUGAGUGUGGGUUGAUGAAGAGGGAGGAACCCAGGGCGGGUUCAGAUAUCACUCGCCACUGAUGAAGGGGCAGGGAUACAAACUCAGUUUGGCGGGUUCAUAGCACGGUGCGCUAAUCACUGCGCCACCACUCCUCCCCAUAGACUAAGUAUUGUAAAGUACUGCCACUAUCAUAUGGUUUAUAUUCGAUGUUUGCAUGUUGAACUUCUUUUGCAUCGUACGUAGCCAACCGUCCUAAUUGGAGAUUGUGUCUUUGUGACGUCUAGAUUUUUUGGCGAUUGGCUUUGGAUUUUUGCCAGAAAGAAAACUUUUCUCGGUGAUGUUGAAAAAUAACAGUUGUGUGUUUUUUUCGUCGACAUUUCUACUGUAAUAUGAACACCUCCGAACGCAUCUAUCACGACCCCUUCUUGUGCAGUUUAGGACAUUUCAUGAGCAAGCCUUGUGCAUGUUGUGGGAAAUUUUUCAUUUCGCUUGAGAUCACUUAAUAAUCAGUGUUUCAUAGUCAUGUGCUUGUGAGAUUGUUAUGAUCUUUCACAAUAUGUAGCGAGUGGUGAUGGCAUCUCUGCCAGUGAUUGCAAAAUAAACGUUUAAUUGUGUUACAUAAUUGAUAUGUAGAAGUAGCCGAUGCUAUUUUCCUCAAAGUGUUUGAUCUAUUUUGUGUCUCUGUAUAUAUAAAGUAUAUACCUAGGUAUUACUGUCGUGAAUGACUUGGAAUUGUUUAUUUUGUAAACACAAGGCAAAACAUAUAUAGUAGUUGUGUUUGCGGAGCUACAGAAAUGUUAUGUGGCACAAUAUUUAUUUAUUUUCAGGUGGGACAAAUACGGGGCUUAAUUUAUCGUUCAAUUUGUGAAACGCUGCUAAGCUUGGCUUGGAGUGGGCUGGUACUACCACUGUCACUAUUAUAGCAGCGAAUUCAUAAUAACCCUAAACAGUCCUGUAUUAUUCUACCAUAUAUCUUAUACUCCUAUAAAGAUGUUGAUAACAAUUACGAGGGGAAAACUCUAUUAUUAUAACAAUUACAAGGACAAAAUAAGGCAAGAUGGAUGUAGUGUGUCAAAAAAUAAUCCUGGAACAAGGUUCUUGGACUGUUCCGAAUUAAGUGCUGGCUCAAUGUAUCGAGAUUCAUUGCAAAUCUGGCUGUCGCCUGAUGAAGCUAGUUGUAAUUACUGGCGAAACGUCAUACUCAGAUUGUAAAUGUUGUGGCUUGGCUCUCCAACACACAACCGGUUAGUGCUGUACUAGUGACGAA